CCGCCCGCUCCGCCCCCGGCCUGCUGGAGAUCAUGCCGCCCGAGCGGCGGCGGCCCUGAGUGCCGAGCACACAGCAGCUCGGGCCGGUCGGCCGCUCGGUGACGCCGCUGCUCCCCGCCCCGCCCGACCCACCCUCGGACCGGGAGGCGCGUCCCCUGCCGCCGCAGGGCGUGGGGGAGGAAGUGGGCCGGCAGCUCGGGGCCAUCUGGGAGGGAGGCGGGGGCGGCCAGUUGCAAAGUUCCCGCCCCGGACGGCGACGAGGCGGCAUCCGCGGUUGAUUAUGGAAGAUUCCCACAAGAGUAACGCUUCAGAGGCAGCCCCUCAAGCUGGUUCAGCAGUUCAGGGAGCUCACAUUUCUCAACAGGUAUCAUCUUUAUCUGAAAGUGAGGAGUCCCAGGACUCGUCGGACAGCAUCGGUUCCUCCCAGAAAGCCCACGGGAUCCUGGCACGGCGGCCGUCUUACAGAAAAAUUUUAAAAGACCUGUCUUCUGAAGAUACACGGGGCAGAAAAGGAGACGGAGAAAACCCCGGAGCGUCUGCCGUCACGUCUAUGUCUGUGCCGACAUCCAUCUAUCAGACGAGCAGCGGACAGUACAUUGCUAUUGCCCCAAAUGGAGCCUUACAGUUGGCCAGUCCAGGCACAGAUGGCAUACAGGGCCUGCAGACAUUGACCAUGACAAAUUCAGGCAGUGCCCAGCAAGGGACGAUUCUCCAGUAUGCGCAGACCUCUGAUGGACAGCAGAUUCUUGUGCCCAGCAACCAGGUGGUGGUACAGACUGCAUCGGGAGAUAUGCAGACAUACCAGAUCCGGACCACACCCUCAGCUACUUCCCUGCCACAAACUGUGGUGAUGACGUCACCGGUGACUCUGACAUCUCAGGCAACGAAAACAGAUGACCCCCAGCUGAAAAGAGAAAUACGGCUGAUGAAAAACAGGGAAGCUGCCAGAGAAUGUCGCAGAAAGAAGAAAGAAUACGUGAAGUGCCUGGAAAAUCGAGUUGCAGUCCUGGAAAAUCAAAAUAAAACUCUAAUAGAAGAGUUAAAAACUUUAAAGGAUCUUUAUUCCCAUAAAAGUGUUUGAUUCUUGAGAAAGAAAAUAUUUUUGUGGACUAAAAGUUAGUUGGGUUUAUUUUUAGUGGAGUUGUAUAAAUUAAAAGGUCAAAAGUGAAGCUUUUUAUUUAGGUUUUUUGCAUUGCAAGAGAUCAAUUAAAACAGGAUUAAAUGGAGAACGACGUCAAGGAAGCCACGGCCCCACUG
Molecule: messenger RNA, 1257 nt
Organism: Ochotona princeps (American pika)
Lineage: Eukaryota; Metazoa; Chordata; Mammalia; Lagomorpha; Ochotonidae
Gene: ATF1
Product: activating transcription factor 1
Exons: 7
Coding region: 281-1081 (266 amino acids)
Biological process (GO): regulation of transcription by RNA polymerase II
Cellular component (GO): ATF4-CREB1 transcription factor complex; nucleus
Molecular function (GO): RNA polymerase II cis-regulatory region sequence-specific DNA binding; DNA-binding transcription factor activity, RNA polymerase II-specific; protein binding
Source: RefSeq, a predicted model, not a curated record